Messenger RNA from Diversispora eburnea, 477 nucleotides. NCBI's taxonomy places the organism in Eukaryota, Fungi, Glomeromycota, Glomeromycetes, Diversisporales, Diversisporaceae. The record is from the annotation of a GenBank genome assembly.
AUGCAUUCUUUAAAGGACAAACCUUUCCCAAAAGGUAUAACAUUGAAAAAUCAAGAUAACGAAGAUGUUAAUUUGGAUUCUGUUAUCGGUAAUGGAAAACCUUCUGUCGUUUUUUUUUAUCCUAGGGACGAAACUUAUGGUUGUACCCAAGAGGUUUGCCAUUUCCGUGAUUCUUACUCAACCUUCUCCGAGGCUGGAGCAACGGUGUUAGGUAUUUCAUCAGAUUCUCCCGAGAGUCAUAAAAACUUUAUUGCCAAACAAAAUUUACCAUUUCAAUUAUUAUCUGAUUCCAAAGGAGAGGCCAGAAAAGCUUUUGUGGUUCAACAAUUUAUGGGUUUGGUGAGUGGUCGGGUUACUUAUUUAAUCAAUAGAGAUGGAAUUAUUGCAGAUGUUUUUAAUUCUCAAUUGAAUUUUUCGGGUCAUGCUAAAAGAGCAGUGGAAUUUAUUCAAUCUCAAGUAGCUUCAGAAGAUAAAUGA